CUAUGAAAAGAUUUGGAACAAGAUAUUCAAGAGACAGUAUUCGAUAUUGAAGUGUAAAGACGAAGCAUCACAACUACGGAAGCACAGCGUUGCCACUAUUCACACAAAUAAUUCAUCAAAGUUCAGAAGACACAUGUCCAUUGCAGAGGAACCCGAAGAUGAACAAGAACAACUAGACAAAUCUGAAGAUAACACCAGCUUUGAUAUGGUACAAUCUUUCAAUAACGAGGAUAUCUCCAAACUGGUUAACGAGUUAACUUUGCCUGAACUGGUGUUGUCUGCCGAUGAUAUAGAUACCAAAUCUAUAGUGCAGAUGUCGCCCAUGGGUAAAGACGCGAUGAAGUACGAACAAGAACAUGAGCAUAUUCAUAAAUCUCCCUCGAAUUGGUCAAAGCUGUUCAAACCUUCGUAUUUCGAUACAGAGGAGGAAUGUCUAUGUAAAGUUGAGAACCAUAACAGCUCCAUGAACGUCGGCUUAACCAAUAUCCCACGGUUGAGUAUUUCCACUUCGAAUGGUGACCAGGAAAGUGUGUUGGAAUACAACGAAUCUAUAAAGCAAAGAGAAGAAAGAGAGAUGCUAAAAAAUGAACUGGAGAAGAAGUUCAGAGAAAUCAUCCACACGUAUGUUUCGAGGGAUUCUCCAUAUGAGAUCAAUUUGCCCGAUGACAUAUAUAACGAUUUGAUACAAGAGGCACACAACGAGAAAGUGCUGUACCAUUCGCCAAUGGUUCUGUUGCCUGCGAAGAACAUUGUCCUGCAGCUUCUAAGAGAGAAUAUCUACUACAAAUUUCUAUCAGAGCAGGAGGACCUCCUAUCCAAGGAUGAAUCUUUGAAAUCAGACUGCGAGGACUUGCAUCCCAUUGCCAGCUCUCCGUCUUCGAUAACGAGCUCUGCACUACACACAUCAUUCGACAAAGUACCGACACAGCUAACGAGGAGAACGACCCCCACGAACACCAGCACCACCAC
Molecule: messenger RNA, 969 nt
Organism: Williopsis jadinii
Lineage: Eukaryota; Fungi; Ascomycota; Saccharomycetes; Phaffomycetales; Wickerhamomycetaceae
Exons: 1
Source: RefSeq, a predicted model, not a curated record